AUGGUGAGCAUGCUCAAUGUCAUCACAACGUGGUGCGCAGGUAGUAUAUCGUCCGGUGCAGCGGCUAUGCAGUCGACGUUUGGGGUAUCUGGGGAGGUCACUACGCUAUGCCUAUCGCUUUAUGUGCUAGGUUACGCUGUCGGCCCUGUUCUAUUCGUCUCUCUCUCUGAGUACUUUGGCCGCCAGCCUGUACCGAAUCUUGGGACUAUCAUCGUCUGCCGAUUUCUCACCGGUUUUGCAGGCGGUGCGUCGCUGACCAACACUGGCGGAUCAAUCAGUGAUCUAUGGGAGAGGAACACAAGUGGAGGACCAAUGGCUAUUUACGGCCUGAGCAGCACCUUCGGACCACCGAUGGCACUCGUAGUCAGCGGGUAUAUGGCCCUCGACCUCGGUUGGCGGUGGAUCUUCUGGAUCAUGAUGGCCAUUACCAGCGGAUACGGGCGAAAGGGGCUAGACGAGCUGUUUAAGAUUACCCUCACUCGUCCAUUGCGAUUCUUAUUUACCGAACCCAUUACAACAUUUUCUGCGAUAUACAAUGGCUUCCUCUACGGUCUGGUGUAUCCUUUCAAUGAGGUCUUCCCCCUUGUUUUCGGUCCUGGGAAGGGCCACGGCUUCAACGUCGGCCAGCAAGGUCUCACCUUCCUCGGCAUGGUUAUCGGCCCGAUUAUCGCAUUCUGCUUCUAUCCCCUGCAAGAACGAUACUACCUGCGUCGAGUCAAAAAGCACGACGGCAAGGGUGUCCCAGAAGCACGCAUGUGGAUGGCCCGACUGGGUGCGAUCUUCAUUCCGAUCAGCCUUUUCUGGUUUGGCUGGACAAGCUGCCGGUCCGUCCACUGGAUCGUGCCCAUCAUUGCCUCAGCAUUCUUUGGGCUGGUAUCUACAUCGUCAUAUUGA
Molecule: messenger RNA, 894 nt
Organism: Aspergillus pseudonomiae
Lineage: Eukaryota; Fungi; Ascomycota; Eurotiomycetes; Eurotiales; Aspergillaceae
Product: major facilitator superfamily domain-containing protein
Exons: 4
Coding region: 1-894 (297 amino acids)
Biological process (GO): transmembrane transport
Molecular function (GO): transmembrane transporter activity
Source: RefSeq, a predicted model, not a curated record